Molecule: messenger RNA, 1957 nt
Organism: Nyctereutes procyonoides (raccoon dog)
Lineage: Eukaryota; Metazoa; Chordata; Mammalia; Carnivora; Canidae
Gene: SMIM19
Product: small integral membrane protein 19
Exons: 5
Coding region: 123-518 (131 amino acids)
Source: RefSeq, a predicted model, not a curated record
CGCGUGCGGCCCCGACUCGGGGGGAAAGCGCCCCGCGCGGAGCAGCCUGGCCGCGCGCCGCCUCGGGAGCCAGCAGCGAUGAAGACAAGCUUUGUAGGAAUAUACCACUUAUCAAGUGGCCCAUGAAUUUUGUGAGAAAUCGAAGCAAGAAAUUAACCUGGCUCAGAUCCAUUCAGGUAUUAGAAAACAGCCCCAUGCCUGGAGGUUACGGGGUGAUGGGUGACGAUGGCUCUAUGGAUUACAGUGUUCAUGAGGCCUGGAACGAAGCCACCAAUGUUUACUUGGUAGUGAUUCUUGUUAGCUUUGUUCUCUUCAUGUAUGCCAAGAGGAAUAAAAGGAAAAUUAUGAGAAUAUUCAGUGUGCCACCUACAGCAGAAACUUUAUCAGAGACCAGCUUUUAUGAUACAAUAAGCAAAAUUCGUUUAAGACAGCAACUGGAAAUGUACUCCAUUUCAAGGAAGUAUGACUAUCAGCAGCCACAAAACCAAGCUGACAGUGUGCAACUCUCAUUGGAAUGAAAUCACAGAAAAUGAACAAACAACCUAAGUAAUUGUUCAACAGUCUGGUAGUAAGCUCCUAAAUAUACUAAGUCAUGAACAGCACUUCUUUUAAAACCCUAUCUUCAUAGAACCAUUUUACUUGUCAUUUUUUCCCAUGUGUGUUAUUUUGCUUUUUAAAAUUGCAUCACCAUGUUAUUUGUUAUACCAAAAAGGGGGGGGGUCAAAAGAACUGGACGCAGACCAUCUGCACAUACUUAGGACCUUUCAUUUCUUCAGGAUACAAUCAGAAAUAAAAAUACAUCUUUGGAAGUGAGAAUCUGGAGCUUAUGCUACUUUGAUUUAAACGUUUUUGCAAAAUUACAAAGUAAAAAUCCAGUCAUUGGAAGAAUAUCAUCCUCUUCAGUUGUAUUCUGUGAUAAAUGUCAUAUGGAUAAUGGAUGAAUUUGUGUUCUUACUGCUGUUGUUACCACACUUUAAUUGAAUUAACGAUCUUUGCUUCUUCCAAAUGAACUCGCACAGGAGACUGCCUUUUCUACUCUUGUCAUGAAGCAUUCCCAUCUGCUAAUUGUGGAAGCUUCUUGUGAUUGGAAUGUUUUCCCUUCAUUGUUUUCCCAAGAGUUUGUUUGCUUUUUUCUUUUUUUUUUCAAUCCCAUAGUUCUAUUCCCACCAGAACAGUCUUCUUUGGACCAUACUGGAGCCAUGCUGCUGAAUAAAUGGACACGUUUAUAUUGGUGUUGGCAACUUGCUUUUUUGAUCAUGUAACUCUCGAGUUUAAUAUAACUGUCUGGUUACUUACACUUUUUUAGCAUAAUAAGCUUCACUGAAGACUCAUAUCUUGUACCUUACACUGAAAUGUUUUUAUCUAAUUUUUCAUAUUUCUUUAGAUAAAAGUUGGUGGGAGGUAGUGGCAAGGGAAUUUCCCUGUCCACAUCCCUGUCCAAGAAGUUUUUGAAUCAAAGCCAUUCCUAAUUUUAAGAGUUAGAGUUAAUAUUUCAAGCAUUGUUUCCUUUUCCCUUUAUAAUUAUGAAGUAAAGAACAUAAAUUUUAAACGGAAAGGUUUAGACCAAAUGAAAUUACUGAGGGAAAUUGCAUUUGCUUUUAAAUUUUAAUUAUAUUAUUCAAAAAUGUCUUUCUUGUACAAGGUGAAUUGCUGACUAAUGGAAUAAUUCUUUUUUGACUCACAGAAGAGUUUGAGUGCACUGCAGAUAAUAGAAUGAAAAACUGACUACAGGAUUGUAAACAGUCAUAAUUACAGGCAGGGGGUAGAACAGCAUGGGGCCGAUCUUACACUUUGCUCUUAGGAAAACCACCAUAUAUUUCUGUGAGCAGAAAAUGUAAUUAGGAGCAGUUUACUUGUAUCACUGACAUGUUGCACAAUCUGGACAAAUUACAGAAACUGGCUAUCUCAGAUGAUUUAUAAAAAUAUUGUCCCUAAAUAAAUGUACAUCCCAAUGAAA